This is a messenger RNA of Diorhabda carinulata, 2981 nucleotides long. RefSeq lists its product as uncharacterized. The transcript has 6 exons. The coding region runs from base 63 to 1319 and encodes 418 amino acids. The record is from RefSeq and is a predicted model, not a curated record. Lineage: Eukaryota; Metazoa; Arthropoda; Insecta; Coleoptera; Chrysomelidae.
GUUGAUCUUGAGUUCUGUCAAAUAUACAAAGUAUCCGUCACGAAAAAUGUCGUUAUAAUUGAAUGGAUUAUAUCAAUAAAACGUUAUUGCUGUCUCUGGAACAAGAUUUGUACACUUUGAAUGAAUCAAUUAAUAAUAUCAGUACAAAUGGCGAUUUGCAGUCGUGGUUGUUUCCUACAAAGAAUUACAAAUUUAUUGACAGCUUUAUCAAAGACAAUCAUAAAUGGAAGUUGAAUGUUAAACUAAUAUUAGAAUUAAUAAUUGAUAGGUUAUAUAUUGGAUUAAGAUUAAUUUUGAUGAAAAUUGAAGAAAAUAUUAAGUCUGAUGGAAAUACAAUGAACGAGUUCAAACUCCAAGUUUGCAAACUUCCACAAAUAACUAUUGGUUGUUGCUUCGAAAAUUUAAGAAAAAUGGUAGAUAUUAUCAUAAUUCAGAUGAUAGAAAUGAAAACCGCCAUAAAUUCGAAUAGGAUAAUUUUUACAGGAGAAGUAAUAAAAAUGAAAAAAAUUAAUAGCGGUACUCAAACAUACGUUACGUCUAUGACAUAUUGCGAUAGCUGUGCGUCAGCGAUUAUUUCUAUGAAAUUUUUAUUGGAUAUAUUCGAAACCGCAAAAACUGAUAUCCUUCAAGUCAGGAGAAUGAAAAACAAUAUACAAGACCUAACCCAAUUUGGUUGUAUGCAGCUCACGACAGCAUCCAUUGAAAAAAAUUUGAAGCAAUUAGUGGAAAAAAUUAUGCAAUACGAAAAUGAAAAUGGGGAGUUGAAGGAUAGGGUUGAAAUGUUGACCAAACAAAUACUAAAUAAAAACGGCACAAUUACUUUACUUGAACAGGAGAAUAUUACCCUGAACGAUACCUUGAAGAAAAGUGAAACUCGACAAACUAUCACGCAAAACAAAAUUAAUGAGCUCCAAUCAGAAAAUUUAGAAAUUUACAAAGAAAAAGAAAACUUAAAAUCACUCAAUGACGACUUGAACUCUACUCUAAACGUGUACCGACAAGUGAACAGUCGGUUGCACGAAGAAAAGAUUAUAUUGCAAGAAAAUUGCGGUAAAACAACAUCACAUAUAAAACAUUGUAUUGAAGACAUUUCUGAACUAGACAAAAAACUCAUUAUAUUAUAUCGGCAACAUGAAUGUUUUGUGGAAGAAUUAAACGAUAUGAAUAAAGAUUUAGAAAGCUUGAUAAAAACAUUCAAAAAAAUUUCAAAACUGCAUAAUGAAAUGGAAACCAGAAUAAAAAUUUCAUGCGGGACCAUUGAAGACAAUGCUAGACAUAUAACGGAGAAAAUUAAAACAUUUCAGAAAAAAAGAACAUGAUUCUACCAUAAUAUUUUGUCUAGUAAAAUCUGUCUCUUAAUUCGACUCACAUGAGUAACUGGAUGCUGUUAUACAGUCGUUAUGCUUGGUCACCAAGACUGGGCCAUGCUUAAAUGCCAGGGCUGGGCCAAACUUAAUUGCCAGGACUGGGCCAAGCUUAACUGCCAGGACUGGGCCAAGAUUAAAUACCAAGACUUAUUCAUUACAUAACUUCUUCUUCUUUAUAUUUAUCACAUUUCUUUAUUUAUUUUUUAUUCAAUAUGAUUUUUUUGUUUUUAAAAAUAAACAAACAAAUUUUUAUAUUUGAUCUUACUGUUACUGUAAUUAACAAUAUAAAAAUAUCAGUUAAUUAGUUAAAUAAAAAUAUUAAACACUUGCAGAUUGCACAAGUCUGUACCACUAUCGUUAACCUCACUCACAGAGCUGAUGUUCAGACUUAAAUUAUUUAAGCUUUACACGUUCACCAUUGUUUUUUUCUCUAUCUAUUCAAUGCCCGUCAUCUUUGAACUCGAAAAUACGCAUCAGACAUAGUUACUUUUAGUAGUAAUAAAUAAUAAAAAACACAAACACUGAAUAAACUAGAGAUCGGAUUGAUCAGACACAUAAUGAAAAAAAGUAUGGCAGUCGACGGGCGAAAAUACUCGAACCACGCCUUAUGUGACCGAAAAACCGAAGCUUGGGUCACCAAUGAAUGGCCAAGGCUGGGUUAACCAGGAUUGGCCCAACCUUGGUCCAAGCCUAUGUUGUCAAAAAAUGGCAUAGGCUGGAAUAUCUAGCCUUGGCCCAAGCUUGGGUAAUCAUUGGUAAGGCCAAGGCCAGGUCCACCAACCUUGGUCCAAGCCUGGGUGGCCAAUUAAUUGCCAAGGCUGGGUAUCCCAGCCUUGGCCCGAGCUUGGGUAAUCAUUGGUAUGGCCGAAGCUGAGUUAAGUAGCCUGGCCCACGCAUGGGCAGGUACGCCGAAGCUAGGCUUCUCAGGCCCGUUUGUCAACUCUGGGGUUUCCUGUAUGGGAACGAGAUAAUUCAUUUAUUAUAGUUAAAUAUGAAUACGUAACAAGAGUUGUAAGUUACCCAUUACGCGAGAAAUGAAAAAAAUUCAUGCACGAAGCCGCGCAGCACACGAGUGCGUAAUGGACUUACAACUCGUGUAAUGUACUAUACUUUUUCUACGCCCAUUCAUUUUCUUUCAUUGAAUGAAAAACAUCACAAAUAUUUAAACUUUAUAUAAUAGUUGUUAAUAACAACUGAACAAUUAUUGUAAAUCGAUUGUGUAUUAUUAUUCAAUGGUGAUGAACGGUUAUUUAUAAUUUCGUGAUGCGUUAUUUUUAUUAUUAAGAGAUGGCAGCUUGAGCUUUUUCUAAAAUCUCCGGUGGAGUUCUCAUAAUUUCAUCACUUUCACACAUGUUCGUAGAUGAAGUUGAGAAGAUGUUCGGAUUCAAUCAUAUUUUGUUCAAGAAAUUGACAAUAUAAAUGACAUGACAUUUAUUUUUAUAGCAUGCUACUUAAGAAAACGUGUUCAAAUUUCAAAUAAAUUGCAUAAUGUGGUCCCUACAUUUAAGGGUAUCAAGGGCAUCACUCUUUCAAUCAUAAAUAUAUAUUGUUAAUGCUAGAAGCUUUUAUGUUUUUUAAUUAAGUAAAUAUACCAAAUAAAGUCUUACGUAAAUA